This is a messenger RNA of Parnassius mnemosyne (clouded apollo), 1955 nucleotides long. Lineage: Eukaryota; Metazoa; Arthropoda; Insecta; Lepidoptera; Papilionidae. The record is from the annotation of a GenBank genome assembly.
CGAGCAUACUCUUGGUAGAAUUUAUACAAUUCAUCCUAAUAAUCGAGAAUGUUAUCAUCUAAGGAUGUUAUUAAAUGUUGUCAAGGGACCAACUUCUUUCGAAUUUCUCAAGACUGUGAAUGGUAUUUUACAUCCUACAUAUCAAGCAGCAUGUCUUGCACUUGGUUUACUAGAAGGCGAUAAUCACUGGUGCGACACAUUAACAGAUGCCAGUAUAAGCAGCAGCGCAUCUAAAUUGCGAGAGCUGUUCGCCAUUAUAUUGGUAUUCUGCAAUGUUUCUAAGCCCUUUGAGUUAUGGGAUAAGUUUAAGGAUAAUUUCAUAGAAGAUUAUGUAAGAGACUUCCAACGACUUUACCCCGAUGCAGACAUAAAUCUUCAUUUAGAUAACUUUACUAAUCGUGCUCUGCUUGCGUUACAAGACAUCCUUUUUUACAUAGGCGGUAAUACUCUCCCUUAUUAUGGUUUACCACCUCCACAAGCAUCCGAUGGAAUUGUUGAUAAUUUAAACAGAGAAUAUAUUGAACACACAAAUUUUGAUCCAGUUGAACUUCAACAUAUGAUAAAUCAGAAUGAACCAAGAUUAAACAACGAACAAAAUCAAGUUUACCGACUCCUUAUUGACAGUGUGAAUAAUGCAAACGCUGGUGGUGUAUAUUUUUUAGAUGCUCCAGGUGGUACCGGUAAGACAUUUUUAAUUAAUCUUUUACUGGCCAGAAUACGUUCAGAAAAAAAAAUUGCUGUAGCAGUUGCAUCUUCGGGAAUAGCUGCCACAUUACUUCCAGGGGGGAAAACAGCACAUUCCAUGUUUAAAAUACCGAUAGAAGCAGAGCGUAUGGAAAAUCCAGUUUGCAGUAUAUCGAAAAACAGUCAUAAAGCCAAAGUAUUACAAGAUUGUGCCUUUGUAGUGUGGGACGAAUGCACUAUGGCAAACAAAAUUUCAAUCGAAGCCGUGAACAGAACAAUGCAAGACCUAAGAGGUAAUACUCUAUUAUUUGGAGGAGUAACAUUUUUAUUCGCUGGAGAUUUUAGGCAAAUAUUACCAGUGGUGCCUAAAGGUACGCGAGCGGAUGAAAUUAACGCCAGUUUAAAACGUUCAGUAUUGUGGAGACAUUGUAAAAAACUUCAUUUAAAAGAAAACAUGAGAUCACAUUCAGCCGAUUCAGAAUUUAGCAAAAUUCUCCUUGAUGUUGGAGAGGGGAAGUGUCCAGAAGUGAAUGAUAAUCAUGAUAUAGAACUACCUACCGGUCUUUGCAAGGUAGUGGCGGACACUGAAACUUUAAUACAUAGUACUUAUGAUGAUGUUCACAAUCUAAAUAUAAAAGAAGAUUCGUGGUUGUGUGAACGAUCAAUUUUAGCACCAAUUAAUGACCAGGUUACUGCGCUUAAUCAACUUAUUUUAGAUAAGCUUCCUGGUGAAUCACAGACAUACCCUUCCAUCAAUACAGUUUGCAAUCCGGAUGAAGUAGUUAAUUAUCCAACAGAAUUUUUAAACAGUAUAAAUAUGCCUGGUCUACCCCCUCACAAAUUGGAACUUAAGAUUGGCGUGCCCAUCAUACUUCUCCGUAAUUUAAAUCCACCGAAACUUUGCAAUGGUACUAGAUUGCGAGUAGUGUCAUUGCAAAGAAACAUUAUAGAAGGACGCAUAAUAUCCGGAUGCAGAAAAGGUGAGACAGUAUAUAUACCACGAAUUCCCAUAAUACCGUCGAAUUUUCCCUUUGAGUUUAAAAGACUGCAAUUUCCUAUCUAUGUCAGCUUUGCUAUGACAAUCAACAAGUCACAAGGGCAAACGUUGAGCAAAGUUGGCAUAGAUUUAACUAAGGGUUGCUUUACCCAUGGGCAGCUAUAUGUGGCGUGCUCACGUGCUAGGGAUGCCACUAGCGUUAUUGUUUUAGCCCAAGAAAAUCGUACACCAAAUAUUGUGUAUAAAGAAAUUUUACAGUGAGGUUAGAAAAGCC